AUGAUGCGAUGUUGUGCCAUACUGGCAACGUCAACGCCCAAUAUUGCACAAUCUCAGGUAUCCAAGAUUAAACCCUUGAACAGCGGUAUCCUGAUUUCAAAACUGCCAUUAGUUGCUCCGCGCCUGUAUUCUGGAAAACGAAGUGAGAGCUAUGCGGACGCAAGAGCAAAGCCGAGUAGCCGCGAAAAGAGUCCCGAAAGCCUUGCCGGAAUUGGGUCGCAUAUGAAGCUUGGCAUUGCCCCUCUCCAUCGCACGUGUUGCGGGGUGCAGGAUCUUGCCCAGAUUCGCAUAACCAGAUCUCGUGCAAUCUACAUUCAUCUCCACGACACUCGCUUCAACAAGUCAUUGGCAGAUGCUCUCCGGCAGAGCGGAAGCUUACUAAGGUCAGCCGGCAGGAACCAUUUAACCCAUAGUAAAUACAAAAACCUCAUUGGACACCUUCCAUUUUGCGUCAAGAUUCUUUCUCCUUUAUCUGUUCGGUUGCACCUUAGAAUAGCGGGCUCUGCUGCAUAUAUAGCACUCAUCGAUGACGGGCGACCUCAACAUCCUGCCAUAGUACAUUCAAAUACGUUCAUGAGGCGUAUGGAGGCAAAUCGUGGGUCACUUACCGAACCCGUUAGGGAACAUAUAAUCCUAAUCCUGCUAAUGCUGGUAUUGGCAGUGGAUACCUUGAAUCAAUUACAAACACCGCGUCACGCCUUGAAUCCUCCCUGGGCAACCACUCGGGCCCACUCCAUCCAUCCUUUCCCUGGGUAUUCUUUCAUUUCCGUCCUGAGCGGCAGACACGGCAGAUGA
Lindgomyces ingoldianus is the source of this 795-nucleotide messenger RNA. RefSeq lists its product as uncharacterized. Bases 1 to 795 code for a protein of 264 amino acids. NCBI's taxonomy places the organism in Eukaryota, Fungi, Ascomycota, Dothideomycetes, Pleosporales, Lindgomycetaceae. The transcript has 6 exons. The record is from RefSeq and is a predicted model, not a curated record.